AUGGCAAGGUUCUUGUGGGCAUUAUCCGCUGUCUUCACUCUGUGUAUUCUCUCAAGCCAUUCAUAUUCAAUAAGGAAACCACCCUAUGAACUGGAUGAAAAAGGAUCACGACCAGACUAUGCAGCGAUCUAUGUGGUUAUAAACGGUUUGUAUGUGUCAUUUGCUCAGGAAAACCCUCCCACUAAAUUGCGAUUUUCACCUCUAUGCGUGACGUGUAAUGCGGCUGUUUCGGCUAUGUGGCUUGUCAUGAAAUUGGACAUGAGCGAACCUGUGGUCUUACAAUUUGCCACUUUACUCUGUAAAUUGGUGGCAAAACAGAGUUGGGUCGUUUGUGAAGGUAUUUCGACACAGUUUAGGGAAGAGUUCUUCUAUGUGUUUCGACAACUGGCCGAGAAAAAUCCAUCUGCUAUUUGUGGCCUAUUGCUGGACGAAUGUGCCGAUCCAAAUGACCCGAGUGAGUCUGGUUGGGCCGUCGCGCUUCCUCCAAAGCCCACCAAGGAGAUGAAGGCAAUCAUCGACAAGAAAAGAGCACAAUUUGCCCAUCCAAAAGGGUCCAGCCAUCGAUACCUUCGAGUCCUACAGUUAUCAGAUAUGCACGUAGACUUUGAUUACAACCCAGGAUCAGAAGCCGAAUGCGAUCUACCCGUAUGCUGUCGAGCGACAACAGAGAAACCAAAAAAACCAGCAGGAUACUGGGGAACCGUCGGCAGAUGCGAUAUCCCUUACCGAACACUCAAGAAUAUGCUAGAGCAUAUCAAUGCAACAGCUGAGGUGGACUAUGUUAUGCUAUCGGGAGAUUUUAUAAACCACGCUGACUGGAUGUAUUCGAUCGAAGAACAUAAGAAAGCCCUUAGGAAUGUGAGCGCUUUGAUCCGCGAAUUCUUUCCUCUGACUCCAACUUACUGGGCAAUCGGCAACCAUGAAGGAGUACCUGUGAAUAGGUGA
Cooperia oncophora is the source of this 945-nucleotide messenger RNA. The record is from the annotation of a GenBank genome assembly. Lineage: Eukaryota; Metazoa; Nematoda; Chromadorea; Rhabditida; Trichostrongylidae.